AUGAAGUACCUCCUCGUCGGCCUUGCAACCGUGGCCUCGGUCUCGGCCCACGGCUGGUUCUACCAACCCUACCAAGACCCGUACAUGGGCGACGGCGCCCCCGAUCGCAUCUCCCGCAAAAUCACCUCCAACGGCCCCGUCCAGGACGUGACGUCGAUCGACCUCCAAUGCGGCGGCAUCAGCAGCGAGGGCAUCAUCGGUUCUGAGCCCGCCCCACUCCAUGCCACCGCCAAAGCCGGGUCGACCGUCAACCUGAAGUGGACGCUGUGGCCCGACUCGCACAUGGGGCCCAUCCUCACUUACAUGGCGCGGUGCCCUGACGAGGGGUGCGACAAGUGGCUACCUGGCGAGGAACCCGUCUUCUUCAAGAUCCACCACGACGGCCGCCACACCAUCGACAAGACCUGGCCAGAUGAUAUCUGGGCUGUGAUCCUCUUCAUGCACGCCUCCACACAGGGCUACAACUACACGAUCCCGCUCUGGCUCCAGCCCGGCGCCUACCUGGUACGGCACGAGCUGAUCGGCGCUGACAUCGGCGUGGGCGGCCGGGCAGGCACAGUCUACCGGUCUGUCACCAGCUGCCGUGACCGGGAUCGGCACGAUCAACCCGACCGAGGGCCUGGUCAGUUUCCCGGGGGCGUACAAGGCGGAUGA
Chaetomium globosum CBS 148.51 is the source of this 654-nucleotide messenger RNA. RefSeq lists its product as uncharacterized. The transcript has 4 exons. The record is from RefSeq and is a predicted model, not a curated record. NCBI's taxonomy places the organism in Eukaryota, Fungi, Ascomycota, Sordariomycetes, Sordariales, Chaetomiaceae. Bases 1 to 654 code for a protein of 217 amino acids.